Molecule: messenger RNA, 693 nt
Organism: Striga asiatica
Lineage: Eukaryota; Viridiplantae; Streptophyta; Magnoliopsida; Lamiales; Orobanchaceae
Source: the annotation of a GenBank genome assembly
CUGCAGCCGUUCGCCGCCCACUGCAGCCCUCCGCCGCACGAAUUAGCCAUUGCGGCCGACAGCCCCACAACCGCAAAUUUUUCUGGCGAACAGGAAGAACGGCGUCGCCGUCUAGCGGAUGGAUCUCGUCGCCGGUACCACCACGCCGAAGCCGUUGCCCAUUCUAAACUCGCCGCCGAUGAUCGGAAAGGUCAGGGGCCGCCGGCGAGGACGAAGACACGGGGGACGAUGAGGACCCACACAGUUGCAGCAGGACAUGGCACCGAACGCGGGUCGGAUGUGGUGACGACGAGCAGCACGGUGUUCGCCGGCGUUUGUGACGGUAGUGAACCACCUGGUAUGAGAUUACUCGCGAUGCUAGCUGAAGAAGAAUCCAUGGCUGCGCACGUCCAACUGAUUGUUUGUGAAAUCUGCUCGAAAAAGCUUGAAUCAUUCAGCUAUGGCGGACGAUCCCGUCGGCACUGGACUGAGACGACCGGUGCGAAUGGCAGAGGAGGGCCGGAAUCCUUCGGGGGAUUUGCGGUCGGUGAUGUUCUGCCGGUGAUUAACAGAGGAGAGGACGGGUGUCUGGAAGCUUUUCUGGUUUUCGUCGCCGGAGAAGACGACCUCUCGUCGCCGGAUUUUGAGAGGCAGGCGAACGGUGCUGGACUGCGGCGGCGCACUGCGAAGUGGCUGGUGGCCGUCGGGCUUUGA